AUGUACUUCCCGCGCGCCGCCGCCGUGCCCGCGGGCCCGCCCUCUCCCGCGCUGUCGCCCGGCGGCUGGGCCGCACCCACGACGGCGCCCGCCUCCGUCACCGUGCACUACCACUACCUCGCCGGCCGCUACCGCGAUCUCUCCAGCGAGCAUGGCCUGGGCCUCGCGCGCCUCUCCUCCGUGCCCGAGGCCGGCGCCGCAGGCAGUGCCAGCGGCAGUGACGCUGGCUCGCUCAAGGCGGCCUCGCUGCGUUCCGACGCUGCCUCGCUGCGGCCGCGCGUCAACGUCGGCGGCAUCUUUCUGGGCGCCAAGCGCCCGCAAUCGACACAUCCCGGCGCACUCGACAUGCCCGGCGGCUCGCCGCACGAGCAGGCACAGCCGCCGCGCCGCAAGUCGAAGCGCGAGCAUGCGCGCGAGCGCGUGCGCCAGGACGAGGUGCUGCGUCGCCGCAUCGAGGGCGCACGCGAUGUGGGCCGGCUCAAGUGGGAGGCCAAGUCCGCGCUGCACUCUGCCUCGCACUCGCUUGCCCUGCUGCUCCUCACGCGCGCGGCCACGCUGCACUCGCUCUCCUCUGCGCUGCAACUAGCCUCGCUGCACGCUUCAGGUGCCGCACGCGGUGGUGCUCCACUCGUGGUGCUGCUGCCGCGCGACCCGCUGCUGGCGCUGGCGUGGGUGUUCGAGGCAGCAGCGCUCUUCACGCAGCGCCUCGACUCGCGCUCGCGCCGCGCCGAGCCGCCGCGCGCCGACGACGGCCGCACGCGCGCUCAGUUGGCGGCGCUGCUCUCGACGCUGCUGCGUACGCCGCAGGCCGAUCCGGUGCGCGCCAAGGACGCAAAGGUGAUGCUGCCCAACGUGCCGCAGGGCUCAUCGUCGAGCAGCAAGAAGCAGACGGAGCUGUGGACGGAGCUGCCGAACGUCCUCGGCGGCCUCUCAGGCGCACCAACGACGCCGCUCGAGUCGGCUGGGCCCGACGACGAGGAAGAUCUGGCUCGUGCGGCCGCCACGGCGCGUGAUCUGGCGCUCGUCCGGGCGAUUGCGCUCACGCGCGCUACGCUGGCGCCGGGUGAGGGAGGCUGGGCUCAGGCGAUGCGGCGAGAGUGGGAGGAGGUACGAGAGGCGAUGGGCGGAGAGGAGUUCGAGUCGAUCGUAGUGGCGGCCGAGGAGCUGUGCGCGCAGCUGGAGCGCAAGAAGCGCAAGGAGGCAGACAUCCGCACCGCCAGCCAGGCCCUGGCACGCGCACUGGAGCAGAGCCUGCCCGAGGCGCACAUCCCCGUCUCCGAGACGCGCACGAUGCCCAUGCCGCCCAGCAGUCCGCCUCGCAAGGGCUCUACGACGGCGCCGACUGGACGCGCGCGCCGGCGCUCCCUGGAGCUUGGCAAUGCGCGGGCGCCGAAGCUGCUGUUCCCGCGCGGACCCGGCUCGGCGCCUGCGCAAGCGGCCUCCACCGUGGCGCUCGCGGACCCGGUGUCGAAGCCGGACUCGCCGCGCCGUGCGCUUGGCCGUACGAUCAGCCUGCAGAAUGGCCUGGUAGCUCGACCGCAGUCCACGAUGCUCGAGGUGAAGCCCUCGUCCGGCCUGCGCGCCCGGCGGCCCAGCUCCGUGUGCUCCGACUCGCCGAGCCUGCUCUUUCCGCCGCACGAUGACGAGGAAGAAGUCGAGCAGACACACCUGCGUCCGCCUGCCAAUGGCCACAACGGCGGCGGCAUGAGCCAGGCAUCCAGCUCCAGCAGCCUCUGGUCAGCCGCCGGCGGCAACAGUGCUCGCGCGCCGAGCGGAGGUGUGCCUCGCCGCGUGGCAAGUCUGUACGGCAUGCCGAGCGCAGGAGCAAGCACGGUGUCGACGUCUGGCGCCAACGUGGCAGACUACGGCGACGUCGGCGGCACCUUCGACCCGACGGCCACGCUGCGCGCCGCUCAGUCUCGCCGCAACCGCGUCAUGUCCAGCGGCGCCAGCAUCAGCACGGUGAUGAGCGUGCUCUCGACGGCUCCGAGCAUCGCAGAGAGCAUGGCCUGGGAGCGCAACCAGCCGCUGCGCGACGAGGGCAUGUCGGCCGCUACGGACACACUGCGCCGCCUUCGCACCGCCAGCACCUCUUCGCGAAGCAACCUGCACGCCUUGCUGGGACACGGCGACGGGCCUGCAGCGCCGCAGCUAGCCGAGCGUCUCGAGCGGACGAUCGGGGCGUCGCCUGCGCGUCAACGACAUGCCAGCCUCGGCGUGCGUCGUGCCCGCACGGGCAGCAACGCCAGCAUGACGAGUCUUUCCUCGUUCGUCAGCACGACGAGUCGACAGGCAGCCAGCGGCGCACGUGCGCCUCUUGCGCCGGCUCUUGGACGGCCACUGACGAGCCAUUUCGAGAUCCGCCCGGCGAUGAGCCGCGCCACGUCUGUCGGCAGCGGCGGCGACGCGCUCGGCUCGCUGCGGCGCUUCGGCGCGCCCAAUGGUACCAGCAGCGGCAAGCGCUCGCCCCUGCCGCCGGCGCUGCGCGUAGACAGCAGUGCCGCAUCCGAGGCGGCUUCUUCGCCGCGCGCCUCGGAGGCGACGUUGCGCUCGGCAUCCGGCACGGCGACGCCGCGCUCCUUUGCCGGCGUCGACCCGACGCUCUCGCGCCCAACACCGGCGCGCAGCGAGAGCACCACGUCGCUCACGCCGCUCUCGCCGACGCCCGUCUCGCCGAGCCAGAGCUCGGCCGCCUCGCCCGUGCACACGCCCGGCGACGAGCUCGACGCUGCGCUCGCGUCGGCGGAGGAGCACAGCCGGCUCAAGACGGCCGCGAGCUGCAAUGGCUGUGGGCGCAGCGUGGUGAAUGCGCCAGUGUCGCGCUCGGGACAGGUGUGGUGCGGCCGCGAGUGCCGCGUGGCUGCAAAGGACAAGGGCAAGCAGCGCGCUGCUUGA
Molecule: messenger RNA, 2895 nt
Organism: Tilletiopsis washingtonensis
Lineage: Eukaryota; Fungi; Basidiomycota; Exobasidiomycetes; Entylomatales
Exons: 2
Coding region: 1-2895 (964 amino acids)
Source: RefSeq, a predicted model, not a curated record